Molecule: messenger RNA, 1490 nt
Organism: Melospiza melodia melodia
Lineage: Eukaryota; Metazoa; Chordata; Aves; Passeriformes; Passerellidae
Gene: PENK
Product: proenkephalin
Biological process (GO): chemical synaptic transmission; sensory perception; neuropeptide signaling pathway
Cellular component (GO): neuronal cell body; dendrite; plasma membrane
Molecular function (GO): opioid receptor binding
Source: RefSeq, a predicted model, not a curated record
AUGGCGGGGCGGUGGUGCCGGGGGGGAUGUCGUAGCGGCCGCGUCAGCGGGAGCCCGACGGCGAUUGGGGGAGGCCGCCCUGUCCCCGCGGUCCCCAAUUAUAAAGUGCCGCCGCCGCCGCCCGCACACGCUCUGCAGCGGCGCGCCCGGCCCCGGCAGCGGGCUCGGCUCGGCGCCCUCGCUGGAGCUGCCAGCAGGCCCGGCCCGGCCCGGCUCGGCUCGGCUGCUCUGCCCGGCCUGCCUCCCCCGGGGCUUCUCCGUAGGCUGCUCGGUCUCGCUAUAAACAUCAGUGGCUCCGACGCCGCGGCUUCAGCAAGGCGCAGCUCCUUUCUCUCAGCAACUCCCGGGAGCCCCGAGGGCAGCGUCCCCAUGGCGUUGCUCCUGAGACUCGGCUGCUCGCUGCUGGCCCUCAGCACCUGCCUGCUCCCGAGGGCCCGCGCCGACUGCGGCCGCGACUGCGCCGCCUGCGCCUACCACCUGGGACCCCGCGCCGGCAUCCACCCCCUGGCGUGUACACUAGAAUGCGAAGGAAAACUGCCUUCUGCCAAAGCCUGGGAGACCUGCAAGGAGCUCUUGCAACUGGCAAAGCUGGAUCUUUCUGAGGAUGGCAACAUUGCUCCAGGAGACAAGAAAGAGCUGGACGAGAACCAUUUGCUUGCGAAGAAGUACGGAGGCUUCAUGAAAAGAUACGGGGGUUUCAUGAAGAAAAUGGAUGAGCUCUAUCGGGCAGAGCCAGAGGAUGAAGCUAAUGGAGGAGAAAUCCUGGCUAAGAGGUAUGGAGGGUUUAUGAAGAAAGACUCGGAUGACGAUGCCCUUGCCAACUCCUCUGACCUCCUGAAGGAGCUUCUGGGAACAGGGGAUAACCCCGAAGCAGCGCACUACCGAGACGUAAAUGAAAACGAUGGCGAUGUCAGCAAAAGAUACGGAGGCUUCAUGAGAAGCACAAAGCGCAGCCCUGAGUUGGAAGACGAGGCCAAAGAGCUGCAAAAGAGAUAUGGUGGCUUCAUGAGAAGAGUGGGCAGGCCAGAGUGGUGGCUGGAUUACCAGAAACGAUAUGGUGGGUUCCUUAAGCGCUUUGCCGACUCCAUUCUCCCUUCAGAAGAAGAUGGGGAAACUUAUUCCAAAGAAGUCCCAGAGAUGGAAAAGAGAUAUGGUGGUUUUAUGAGAUUUUAAUACCUUUCCCUUUAUCCCUUUUGUCCUAAAUGAGAAAGACUGCCUUAUUUGUCAUAAUUUAUUGUAACGUGUUGCUUGUACUGUACAGUUUUUUACUGUCCUUGGUUAAUGAUGCAAACUGCGAUUUGUUGUUUCAGGUUCUGUGUUCUUUCAAGUCAAAUAACUACUUUCUGGUUUAGUCAAGUUUCAGUCUGUAUUGUAAUUUCCAUGCUAGAACUAUUUUGAUUACUGUAUUUGUUUUCUUUAAAGAGGAACUACAUCUACAGUAGAGUUGCUUAACUGUACAUACAAUAAAUUCUUCAUCCUAACUGCAAAAA